Molecule: messenger RNA, 594 nt
Organism: Vicia faba (fava bean)
Lineage: Eukaryota; Viridiplantae; Streptophyta; Magnoliopsida; Fabales; Fabaceae
Source: the annotation of a GenBank genome assembly
AUGCUCCCAACCGAUUCCAGCGCACCCUCACUGAAUGGACAUCUUACCUCCGUCGCUACCGAUUCCAGCGCACCCUCACUGAAUGGACAUGUUACCUCCGUUGCUACCGAUUCCAGCGCACCCUCACUCAAUGGACAUCUUGUGUAUGUCCGUAGAAAAUCAGAAGGAGAGACCUCCAAAAUUACAACUGUUAAUGCUUCUUGUCCACUUUAUUGUCAAGAGGAGAUUGCCCCUAAGCUUUCUUCUUUCCCACCAUUUUCACCUUUUCCUAUGCCAUCUACAAACCCUUCCAUUCCUUCUAAGGUUUUUAAAUAUCUGCUUUGGGAGGAGCGUUAUCAACACUUGCUGGCCUUUUUAAGGAUAUUGGACCAAUCUGACCAAGCCGACUACAUCCAAAUGCUUCAAUCUCUCUCUUCCGUUGAACUUAGCAGACAUGCUGUUGAGUUAGAGAAGAGAUCAAUCCAGCUUUCACUUGAGGAAGCUAAAGAAUUACAACGAGUUGCUGCUUUAAACGUGUUGGGGAAAUCAGUCAACAACUUCAAAGCACCAGCGGAUCAUGCCGAGUGUUCAGACAAGUUGAAGACAUUCACAUGA